This is a messenger RNA of Musca vetustissima, 2316 nucleotides long. RefSeq names its product longitudinals lacking protein, isoforms H/M/V-like. Bases 1 to 2235 code for a protein of 744 amino acids. The transcript is spliced from 6 exons. Gene Ontology annotation, cellular component: nucleus. The record is from RefSeq and is a predicted model, not a curated record. Gene Ontology annotation, molecular function: protein binding; DNA binding. Lineage: Eukaryota; Metazoa; Arthropoda; Insecta; Diptera; Muscidae. Gene Ontology annotation, biological process: regulation of transcription by RNA polymerase II.
AUGUUGCCGCAACAAUAUUGUUUGCGGUGGAAAUACCAUCACAGCAAUCUACAGACAAUGUUUUCACAGCUCCUGGAUCGUGGCUGUUUCUGUGAUGUCACCUUGGCGUGUGAGGGUCAGCUGAUAAGGGCCCAUCGGGUGGUUUUGUGCGCCUGCAGUACAUUCUUCGAUACGGUCCUCACAAAUUAUGCCAGUGAACGGGAUCCCAUUAUUAUUAUGAAGGAUAUAUCAUUUGCCGACAUCAAAUGCUUGAUUGAAUUUAUGUACAAGGGUGAAAUUAAUGUCGAACAUGCCAACUUGGCAUCCCUACUCAAAACAGCUGAUGAUCUCAAAAUAAAAGGCCUAGCUGAGGUGACAUGGCGUGACGAUGAAGACGGCCCUCCGCCACCAACUCCACAAACGGAAUUCUAUUCUCCCACAACAUCACGUAGCCGUGAUAUGUUACCUUAUGACCACUAUGGUCAUGAAUCCACUGCAACACAUCCGCAAAGAUCUCACAGUCCCAAUGGAGGAGAACAGAGAGAGCAGAAGACACCGUCACCCAAACAUGGUACCGCCAUGAAUGCCCGGCUGCCAACACUGACACCCAUAUUAUCCUCCACUGCUACGGGCGGUGGUUCGGUGGUGGCAGCGGUUUCACCAAAUGAUGCCUAUUUGGGACCGAAACGGAAGAGGGGUCGGCCACCAUUGGAUGAUUCCUAUGAUGUUUUUAAUGUACGCAAAAUGGCCCAUUAUGCCGGCGAUCAGGGUGAUCAAGCACCCUAUAUGGAGGGAGGUUGCCCAUAUGCCGAGGAAAGAUCCAACGCACAACAACAGCAUCAGCAACAAUUACAACAUUCCCGACCCAAUUCCCCCUCGGCUGCCGAAGCCUAUCAACAUCAUGUCCAGCAGCAGAAGCAACGUUUACGCUAUAAACCCCACAAGGGUCGAGAUAAUUCCCAGCCCGACGAUGAUGCCACAAAUGAACCGGAAUGGAUUACCAGUUCAUUGGAAGCUGAACAGGCAACAAAAGAUCUCAAUCGCCAUAAUGAUCAUGAAGAUGAGGAGCAUACAAAAAACUUGGUACAUGACAGUGAAACCCUUGAAGGUGGCAUAACCAUUAAGAAGGAAAAUCCGUCAGCCGAUUCCUCACCUGAAAAUUCUCAGCAGCAGCUGCAAGAAGUUCGGCGUAAAAAUUCCAAAGAUCAAGAAUCACAAAAAUCACCCAAAACCGAACAAAGCGAUGAAUUUCUAAAUGAGGAUGUGGGAGCCGCCACAGUUCCACAAACCGUGGAGGAAAUUGAAAGCCAACAACAACAACAGCAGCAGCAACAAAAGAAUACCACAAACAAGGAGAAGUCAUCGUCAUCAUCCAAUGGUCCUAACACCACAUCCAAUUCUCCAACUUCCUCCUCGGGAUCAUCGGCAACAAAUGGAUCCUCCUCCUCUUCAGCAGCCCACAAGACAUCCUCGUCCUCAUCAAAUAACAAUACUAAUUCCCAUUCCCAUCAACAUCAUCACAGCACAUCCAACUCACCAUCGGCCUCUACAUCCACGGCCGUUGCCACUCAUCAUGGACAUCACGGAGGAGGUGGAGGAGUAACAACAGCAGCAGGCUCUGCACCCCCACCACCUCCUCCAACAUCGGCUGCUCCUCCCUCGUCUUUACAUGCCCAUCCGUCACUAGCACAUCACUAUGGCAAAUAUGUGCCCGAAGGGUAUCUCAUCAAUGAACAUGGCAUUCUAAUGACACAUGACUUCAUACAUGCUCCAACGGCGAGUAUUCCAACAUCUGCAGCUUCGACUGCUGCUUCCAAUGGUGGUGCGCAUCCCGAUGAAUAUGUUGACAUUAAAAUGGAUGAUUAUAAUGAGGCGGACUUACGUUUGACCACGGAGGAAAUGUCACAAUGGCAGGAUGUCAUUAAAAUGGAUGAUUACUUGGCCAAGGGCAGAAGGCCACAAUUUUGGGAGGAACCAUUUACGAGGAGGGUCCUCGAUGCCAUUAAAAACAAAAGACUUGAAAUGAAGAAAGCUGCACGUAUUUUAGGUGUUUCAUAUGGUACGCUCUAUGGACGUUAUCGGGAGGUCUACGGUUGUCUCAAGCAUCCAUACAGCAGCACAUCAAUGAGACCACAAAGUUCCCUAAUGCAGCAUCGAUUUGAUAUGGCCUGGCCAACACCAAAACCGGGACAAUUGGAUAUUGGUAAACUACGACCCAAAGACUUAAGUGAACUCUGGACGCGACCGCAGAUGUGAGAGAAAAUUAGCAAAACUAUGGGACGUAGUAGAACGGGGCUACAAAAAUCACAAACUCCUACAAAAUCCAAAAAAUAAGGA